GUCAUCACCGUGGUCUCCAUCAUCACCAUGGUCUCCAUCAUCUCCAUCACCACCAUCACAUGGUCUCCAUCAUCACCAUGGUCUCCAUCAUCACCAUCACAUGGUCUCCAUAAUCACCAUCACAUGGUCUCCAUCAUCACCAUCACAGGGUCUCCAUCACCCCCAUCACUAUGGUCUCCAACAACAUUGUUAUCAUGGUCUCCGUCACCACCAUGAGCACCAUGGUCUCCAUCAUCAUUGUUACCAUGGUUUCCAUCACCAUCAUGGUCUCCAUCAUCACCAUCACAUGACUUCCAUCACCACCAUCACAUGGUCUCCAUCAUCGUCAUCACCAUGGUCUCCAUCAUCUCCAUCACCAUGCUCUCUAUCAUCACCACCACAUGGUCUCCAUCAUCACCACCACACAGUCUCCAACAUCAUCAUCACAUGGCCUCCAUCAUCCCCAUCACCAUGGUCUCCAUCAUCACCACCACAUGGUCUAAAUCAUCACCACCACAUGGUCUCCAUCAUCCCCAUCACCAUGGUCUCCAUCAUCACCAUCACAUGGUCUCCAUCAUCUCCAUCACAUGGUCUCCAUCAUCUCUAUCACAUGGUCCCCAUCAUCUUCAUCACCAUGGUCUCCAUCACCAUGGUCUAAAUCAUCACCAUCACCAUGGUCUCCAUUAUCACCACCACAUGGUAUCCAUCAUCACCAUCACAUGGUCUCCAUCAUCACCACCACAUGGUCUCCAUCAUCACCAUUACAUGGUCUCCAUCAUCUCCAUCACCAUGGUCUCCAUUAUCACCACCACAUGGUCUCCAUCAUCACCAUCACAUGGUCUCCAUCAUCACCACCACAUGGUCUCCAUCAUCACCAUCACAUGGUCUCCAUCAUCUCCACCACCAUGGUCUCCAUUAUCACCACCACAUGGUCUCCAUCAUCACCAUCACAUGGAGCUGACACUGGCCUCCUGCCCUCAGGGGCUCCCAGUAGCCGCAGCCUGAGCCAGGAGAGCCCCAAGGACAGAGGGACACCCACCCUGCACAGCCCGGCACACCCGCAGUCUGGAGAAGAGCUCCUGGAGCCAGAGACGGGAGGGACAGUCCCCUGGACUCGACCAGAUCCCUCUGCCCCCGCCCCUCCGCACCCCGAGCGGGCAGCACCCCCACACACCGUGACCCCCAGGGAGCAGCCAAGACCUCAGUCCACCCCGGCAGACUUCCUUGAAGCCGAGUCCCCAGCACUCUCAGACCCAGGCCUCCCCACCUCUGUGGCCAUGGAGAAGGCCCACCCACUGGGCCCCCCAGGCCCCAGGACCCCCAAGGGUGAGGACCCCCAGUCACAGGAGGAGACAUUGGCCCCCACCACACCGGCUCCCCUGCAGCUGGCCCCCUUCACCUCACAGCCCCCCGAGGCCCACACGGUCCUCCAGGGGCCUGAGCCCGAGGAGCCCACCAGACCUGAGGGGCUUCCCGAGACUCCCCCAGAGGACACAGCCAGUCCUGGGAGCCUGAUAGACAAGAUGGAGAAUGAGCUGACCGGCUCGGCAUCCGAGGAGAGCCAGGAGACCACCACGUCCACCAUCGUCACCACCACAGUCAUCACCACAGAGCAGGUCCCAGCUCUCUGCGGUUUGAGCUUCUCUGAGCCGGAGGGCUACAUCGACUCCGGCGACUACCCCCCGCUGCCCCACCACGGCUUCCUGGAGUGCACAUACAACGUGACCGUCUACACUGGCUACGGCGUGGAACUCCAGGUGAAGAGUGUGAACCUGUCUGAGGGGGAGCUGCUGUCCAUCCGGGGGGUGGACGGGCCGAUGCUCACGGAGCUGGCCAACCAGACGCUCCUGGUGGAGGGUCAGGUCAUCCGCAGCUCCACCAACACCAUCUCCGUCUACUUCCGCACCUUCCAGGAUGACCUGGGCACCUUCCAGCUGCACUACCAAGCAUUCGUGCUGAGCUGCAGCUACCCUCGCCGUCCAGACAACGGGGAGGUGGCGGUGCUGGACCUGCGCUCCGGCGGGGUGGCCCACUUCCACUGCCACCUGGGCUACCAGCUGCAGGGCGCCCCGACACUCACCUGCGUCAACGCCUCCAAGCCUCGCUGGAGCAGCCCAGAGCCCAUCUGCUCAGAUCUGCGUCAGAGAAUGGUGGUCCACAGCGGGCUAACCAAUAGGUCAGCCGUCCUCUACGACUCCCUGCGCUCAGACAGCGUCCCCUUCGAGGGCCUGCUCAGUGACGGGGCCGCCAUCCACAUUGAGUUCACGGCGCUACAGACACCCACGACCUCGGCCUUCAACAUCCGCUUUGAGGCCUUCGAGAAAGGCCACUGCUACGAGCCCUACAUCCAGAACGGGAACUUCACCACGUCCGACCCCACCUACAACAUCGGCACAGUGGUAGAGUUCAGCUGCGACCCCGGCCACUCGCUGGAGCAGGGCCCACCCACCAUCGAGUGCAUCAACGUGCGAGACCCCUACUGGAACGACACGGAGCCCCUGUGCAGAGCCAUGUGUGGCGGGGAGCUGUCAGCCGUGGCCGGGGUGGUGUUGUCCCCAAACUGGCCGGAACCCUACGCGGAAGGGGAGGACUGCGUCUGGAAGAUUCACGUCGGGGAAGACAAGAGGAUCUUCCUGGAUAUCCAGUUCCUGAACCUGAGCAACAGCGACAUCCUGACCGUGUUCGAUGGUGAUGACGUGGUACCCCACGUGCUGGGCCAGUACCCCGGCAGCAGCGGCCCCCAGAAGCUCUACUCCUCCACGCCCGACCUCACCAUCCAGUUCCACUCGGACCCCGCGGGCCUGGUCUUUGGGAAGGGCCAGGGUUUCAUCAUUAACUACAUCGAGGCGUCCAGGAACGACUCCUGCUCCGACCUGCCUGAGGUCCAGAACGGCUGGAAGACCACGUCCCACACGGAGCUGCUGCAGGGGACCAAGAUCACCUACCAGUGUGACCCCGGCUAUGACGUCGUGGGCAGCGACACCCUCACCUGCCAGUGGGACCUCAGUUGGAGCAGUGACCCCCCCUUCUGCGAGAAAAUCAUGUACUGCACGGACCCCGGGGAAGUGGACCACUCCACCCGCCUGAUCUCGGACCCCGUCCUGCUGGUGGGCACCACCAUCCAGUAUACCUGCAACCCAGGCUUCGUGCUGGAGGGCAGCUCCCUGCUCACCUGCUACAGCCGUGAGACGGGCACCCCCAUCUGGACCUCCCGCCUGCCCCGAUGCGUGUCGGAGGAGUCCCUGGCUUGUGACAACCCCGGGCUGCCCGAGAACGGCUACCAGAUCCUGUACAAGAGGCUGUACCUGCCGGGGGAGUCCCUCACCUUCAUGUGCUAUGAGGGCUUCGAGCUCACGGGCCAGGUGACCAUCCGCUGCAUCCUCGGCCAGCCCUCCCACUGGAACGGACCACUGCCCCUGUGCAAAGUGAAUCAGGACAGCUUUGAACACGCGCUGGAAGAAGCAGCCGCAGAGACGUCUCUGGAGGGAGGGAACAUGGCACUGGUCAUCUUCAUCCCGGUCCUGGUCAUCUCCCUGCUGCUGGGCGGAGCCUACAUCUACAUCUCCAGGUGUCGAUACCACUCCAGCCUCCGCCUGCCUCUGAUCUACUCACAUCCCUACAGCCAGAUCACCGUGGAGACAGAGUUUGACAACCCCAUCUACGAGACAGGCGAAACCAGAGAAUAUGAGGUCUCCAUCUAGGGGCGGCUGCCCACCGGCCCCGGGAACACAACAGUGCAGCCCUGCCCCUCCGGAGCCCCAGCCUGGAGGGGGCGGGGAGGGGGGCGCAGAAGCCACCUGCCUGUGAGGGGAGCCCCCACCGCCUUCCCUCUCCUCUCUGUCCCGGGGGCUGGCGUGGUCUCCGCUGUAUUUAUUCUAUUUCACACGGGAUGGGACGGGGUGCGGCUGAGAGCCCCGUUCUGAAGGCAAACAUCCUGCAAAGUGGCAAAAACAGACACAGGCAGCUGAGAGCACCAAACGCAGAAGACGCCUCCCCUCCUCGCCGGGCCGCCUCCCCCCGACCCCCCCGCAUGCCUGCUCUGACUCGGCGCCCCCCCCCCCCCCCCC
Molecule: messenger RNA, 4046 nt
Organism: Erinaceus europaeus (western European hedgehog)
Lineage: Eukaryota; Metazoa; Chordata; Mammalia; Eulipotyphla; Erinaceidae
Gene: SEZ6L
Product: seizure related 6 homolog like
Exons: 17
Coding region: 567-3680 (1037 amino acids)
Biological process (GO): synapse maturation
Cellular component (GO): neuronal cell body; endoplasmic reticulum
Source: RefSeq, a predicted model, not a curated record